Molecule: messenger RNA, 2162 nt
Organism: Kogia breviceps (pygmy sperm whale)
Lineage: Eukaryota; Metazoa; Chordata; Mammalia; Artiodactyla; Physeteridae
Source: RefSeq, a predicted model, not a curated record
UGGGGUUAAAGUCUUAGAGCAAUGGCUUUCAGAAUGGUCAGUUCACCCCUCGCGAUUUUCCUGUAGGGAAAUAAGGACACAUUGGAGUCAAAACCUCCCUGAGGCAACUUGUUUUUAUGUAGAAACAGGUUGCAGGAAGGGGGGGUGGGGACUGAGCAAAGCAAAUCCCAAAGAGUUACUUCAGAAAUGUGAGGAAGAAAGGUGGAAAUGCAAUGCAGUGGCAAACGAGGAGAAAAGGAAGACAGAAAAAAAGGACAAGCAUGCUCAACUGGAAGGUUACGGAACAGCCGAUCAGAACUGCACCUACCAAAAGUUUGGUUAUGGAUUCUGGAGAAAAUGUAAGUUAAAUCUACCUACGCUCCAAUCAGAUCCCAAGAGACAUUUUACUCAUUUCAUGGUUUUAAAUGAUGGGCUCUUGGAAGCCGUGUCUUUUUUGUGUGUCUCUGGUCACUGCUCUGAUUUUUGUGUUUGUUUACAAUCAUGAGUUAUGGGAGAAUAAAAGUUUCCUGGGAGCAUCUCUGUGCAAUGCUUCACUAUUAGCAGAAGCCUGUCAUCAGAUUUUUAAGGGGAAGGUUUUUUACCCAACAGAGAAUGCAUUGAAAACUACCCUCAGAGAAUCUACCUGUUAUGAGUACAUAGCUCAAAGUCACUACAUAACAGAAACACUCUCUGAAGAAGAGGCUGGCUUCCCUUUGGCUUACACGAUGACCAUUCACAAAGAUUUUGGCACUUUUGAGAGACUCUUCAGGGCAAUUUACAUGCCCCAAAAUGUCUACUGUGUUCAUGUGGAUGAAAAGGCAACAGAUACAUUUAAAGAUGCAGUGAAGCAAUUACUGAGCUGCUUCCCAAAUGCUUUUCUGGCUUCCAAGAUGGAGCCCGUGGUCUACGGUGGGAUUUCCAGGCUCCAGGCUGACCUGAACUGCAUCAAAGAUCUUGCAGGCUCUGAGGUUCCGUGGAAAUAUGCCAUCAACACCUGUGGGCAAGAUUUCCCCCUGAAAACCAACAGGGAGAUAGUUCAGUAUCUGAAAGGAUUUAAAGGGAAAAACAUCACCCCAGGGGUGCUGCCUCCCGCUCAUGCUAUUGGACGGACUAAAUAUGUCCACCAAGAACUACUGAGCAAAAAAAAUUCCUACAUGAUUAAAACCGUGAAAUUGAAAACUCCGCCUCCUCACAACAUGACCAUUUACUUUGGCACUGCCUACGUGGCCCUCACAAGGGAAUUUGCUGAUUUUGUCCUCCAAGACCAGCAGGCACUUGACUUACUGUCCUGGUCCAAGGACACCUACAGUCCUGAUGAACAUUUCUGGGUCACACUCAAUAGGAUUCCUGGUGUUCCUGGCUCCAUGCCAAAUGCGUCGUGGGCUGGGAACCUCAGAGCUGUAAAGUGGUUUGACAUGGAAGAUAAACACGGAGGCUGCCACGGCCACUACGUCCACGGCAUCUGCAUCUAUGGAAACGGAGACUUGAAGUGGUUGAUUAAUUCGUCCAGCCUCUUUGCUAAUAAGUUUGAGCUCACUACGUACCCCCUUACUGUGGAAUGCCUGGAGCUGAGGCUUAGAGAAAGAACCCUAAACCAGAGUGAAAUUGCAAUACAGCCCAGCUGGUAUUUUUGAUCUACAGCCACUCACAACUGAAGGGAAAUCACAGCUGGAAAGGAGAGCUUUUCUUUGUGAGAAAAACUUGGCCUGGGCUAUAUGAACAGUCUCAGGGCCAAGGUUCUGGCUUCAGGACCUGACUACAUUAUUACGUGUUGAACUAUUCUCCGGACACCGUGAAAUACGCUGUCAGGAUGGUUGUGCAGGGUGAUGCUGGCGCUUUGGCCACUGUGGCAGCCUCUUGAGGCUCGCCUCUGUAUCAGGCUAACGUUCUGAUCAGUGAUAAAUUAAACUGUCCUCAGAUUUGCAUCUGAUCCUCAUUGUAUAUAAAUGUUCUAAUGAAAAGGAGAAUUGUGGAUAAUACUAUUUAGGAAGAAAAGAAUUGGGUUUCUUUGCAGAAGGAAUCUUUUAUAACGGGUCUCUAGCCGCACAUGGAUGGGUAUCCCCUGCUCUUUGCUUAACCUGCACCUAGGCAUAGAAAUCGCGUUUUGGGUAACUGACCGAUCUCCUUUACAACUUGAGCUCCUAGAACUGAGAACUAGAUCUUGUUGCCGAGUUUCGGCAGUA